AGCAAUCCUAUCAGUCCUGCAGAGUGUUAACACAGCUGUCACAUCCAGUAGUUAAAGUGUCCCAAAACUUGUGCAAAAUGUUUGGGAAUUCUGACUGAAUCCUAGAAAAUUUUUUCUCCUGAGAGCUAAAGACAUAUCAGAGAAUAAUCAAUCUUCCACUUCUCCAAUUAAAUAUUCUCUAGUAAGAAGAACCAUGAAGAUAAAGCUCUCCAUCUGCUUCUUUCUAUGCCUUUUGCCAUUUGGUUUUAGUGCCACUAGAAGAUAUUAUCUGGGUGCUGUGGAACUGUCCUGGGACUAUUUACGAAGUGACCUGCUCAGUCAGCUGCAUGUGGAGACAAGAUUUCCUCCUAAAAUGCCAGAAUCUUUUCCAUUCAACACCUCAGUCAUGUACAAAAAGACUGUGUUUGUAGAAUUCACGGAUCACCUUUUCAACAUUGCCAAGCCCAGGCCACCUUGGAUGGGUCUGCUGGGUCCUACCAUCUGGGCUGAGGUUUAUGACACAGUGGUCAUCACACUUAAGAACAUGGCUUCUCAUCCUGUCAGUCUUCAUGCUGUUGGUGUAUCUUACUGGAAAGCAUCUGAAGGAGCUGAAUAUGAUGAUCAGACCAGCCAAAGGGAAAAAGAAGAUGAUAAAGUCUUUCCUGGUGAGAGCCAUACUUAUGUCUGGCAGGUCUCAACAGAGAAUGGUCCAAUGGCCUCUGACCCACAAUGUCUCACCUACUCAUAUUUAUCUCAUGUGGACCUGGUGAAAGACUUGAACUCAGGACUCAUUGGAGCUCUGCUGGUAUGCAAAGAAGGGAGUCUGACCAAAGAAGGGACACCGAACUUGCACCAAUUUGUACUACUUUUUGCUGUAUUUGAUGAAGGGAAGAGUUGGCACUCAGAAAGAAAGGAUGCCAGGACACAGGCUUCAGAUUCUGCACCUGCUGGGGCCUGGCCUAAAAUGCACACAGUCAAUGGCUAUGUAAACAGGUCUCUGCCAGGUCUGAUUGGGUGCCACAGAAAAUAUGUCUACUGGCAUGUGAUUGGAGUGGGUACCACCCCCGAAGUGCAUUCAAUAUUCUUUGAAGGUCACACAUUUCUUGUGAGGAACCAUCGCCAGGCUUCCCUAGAGAUAUCACCAAUAACUUUUCUUACUGUUCAGACAGUGUUGAUGGACCUUGGACAGUUUCUACUGUUUUGUCAUAUAUCUUCCCAUCAACAUGCUGGCAUGGAAGCUUAUGUGAAAGUAGACAGUUGUUCAGAGGAACACCAACUGCGGAUGAAAAAGGAAGAAGAAGAGGAAGGUUAUGAUUAUGAUGAUGUUGAUUCUGAAAUGGAUGUGUUUAGGUUUGAUGAUAACUACUCUUCCUUUAUCCAUAUUCGCUCUGCUGCCAAGAAACACCCUAAAGCUUGGAUACAUUAUAUUGCUGCUGAGGAGGAGGACUGGGACUAUGCUCCUUCAGUCUACACCUCUGAUGACAGAAGUUAUAAAAGUCAAUAUUUAAACAAUGGUCCUCAGCGAAUUGGUAGGAAGUAUAAAAAAGUCCGCUUUAUGGCAUAUACAGAUGAAACCUUUAAAAGCCGGAAAACUAGUCAAUAUGAAUCAGGAAUCCUGGGACCUCUACUUUAUGGAGAAGUUGGAGACACACUUUUGAUUAUAUUUAAGAAUCAAGCAAGCCGACCUUAUAACAUCUACCCCCAUGGAAUAACUGAUGUCAGUCCUUUGCACUCAAGAAGACUGCCAAAAGGUGUAAAACAUUUGAAAGAUUUGCCAAUUAUGCCAGGAGAAAUAUUCAAGUAUAAGUGGACAGUGACUGUAGAAGAUGGGCCAACUAAAUCGGACCCUCGUUGCUUAACCAGAUAUUACUCCAGUUUCCUUAAUCUGGAGAGAGAUCUGGCUUCAGGACUCAUCGGCCCUCUUCUCAUCUGUUACAAAGGAUCUGUAGAUCAAACAGGAAACCAGAUGAUGUCGGACAAGAGAAAUGUGAUUCUAUUUUCUGUAUUUGAUGAAAACCGAAGCUGGUACCUCACAGAAAAUAUGCAGCGCUUCCUCCCAAGUGUAGCUGGAGUGCAGACCCAGGAUCCAGAGUUCCAGGCCUCCAACAUAAUGUACAGCAUCAAUGGUUAUGUUUUUGAUAGCUUGCAGUUGUCUGUUUGUUUGCAUGAGGUGGCAUACUGGUACAUUCUAAGUGUUGGAGCCCAGACUGACUUCUUAUCUGUCUUCUUCUCUGGAUAUACAUUCAAGCAUAAAAUGGUCUAUGAAGAUACACUUACCCUAUUCCCAUUCUCAGGAGAAACUGUCUUCAUGUCGAUGGAAAAUCCAGGUCUAUGGGUUCUGGGGUGCCACAACUCAGACUUUCGGAACAGAGGCAUGACAGCCUUACUGAAGGUUUCUAGCUGUGGCAGGAGCACCGGUGAUGAUUAUGAGGACACAUAUGAAGAUAUUCCAACACACUUACUAAGUGAAAGCCAUCUCAUUGAACCCAGAAGCUUCUCCCAAAAUUCAAGGCACCCUAGCACCAGGAAAAAGCAAUUCAAAGCCAUCACAAUUCCAGAAAAUGACACAGAGAAAACUGGUUUUCAGUUUGGAGAGAGAACAGGAAUCAAUAAAGUAAACAAUAUCUUCUCCAAUGAUUCGUCGAUGCUCUUGAGACAGAGUCCAACUCCAUUUGGGUUAUCCUUAUCUGAUCUUCCAAAAGUCACAUAUGAGACUCUUCCUCGUGAUCAUUUAUCUGGAGCAAUAGACAAUAAUGAGGGCCCAUCUAAGGUGGUACAGUUCAGGCCAAAGGUCUAUCAGAGGGGAAAUACAGUAUUUACUCCUGAACCAAGCCUCCAAUUAAAAUUGAAUAAGAAUUGGGAAACAACUGUACCAGUAGAGUUGAAGAAACUUGAUUCAAAAGUUUCUAGCUCACCAGAUAAUUCAAUGGUCUCACCAACAAUUCUAUCAGACAAUUUGGCAGCAAGUCCUGAAGAGACAACUUCCUUAAGACCCCCAAAUAUACCAGUUAGUUGGCAAUUGGGCACCAGGAUAUUUGGCAAAAAAUCAUUUCCAGUUAUUGGGUCAGAUGUUCCUCUGAGCCUCAGUGAAAGAAAUAAUGAAUCCAAGUUGUUACAAGUAUCGUUAGUGAGUACUCAAGGGAGUUCACUGGGAAAAAAUGUAUUAUCAAUAGAAAGUGACUUAUCACUAAAAGAGAAAAUAACUCACCCACCUGCUUUACUGGCCAAAGAUAAUGCUUUUUUGAAAGUUAAUAUCUCUUUGAUAAAGACAAACAAGACAUCUAAUUAUUCAACAAUUGAUAGAAAAACUCACAUUGAUAGACCAACAUUAUUAGUUGACAAUGGUACAUCAGUCUGGCAAGAUACUAUAUUAGAAAGAGAUACUAUCUUUCAAAAACAGCUGUCAUUAGUGAAUGAUGAAGCACUUGCUGACAAAAGUACUACAGCUCUGGGGCUGAAUCAUAUGUCAAAUAAAACUUCAUCAAAAAGUAUGGAAAUAGUUGCUCGAAAACAAGUAGGUCGUGUAUCAUCAGAUGAAGAAAACUUAGGUAAGUUAUUUUUCAAGAUGUUAUUCUUUCCAGAGCCAGCAGAUUGGAAAAAAGGGACCAGCAGAAAGAAUUCCCUGAACUCUGGGCAAGGGGCUAGUCCAAAGAAAUUAUUAUCCUUAGGAUCAGGAAAGUCUAGAGAAGAUCAGAAUUUCUUGCCACACAAGAAUAAAGUGGUAAUAGACAAGGAUGAAUUUACAAAGGACGCAGAACCCAAAGAGAUUAUUCCAAACAAUAGGAGCGUAUUUCUUAUUAACAUGACUAACUUAAAAGAAAAUGAUACACACAAUCAACAAAAACCAAUUCAGGAAAAGAUUAAAAAAAAGGAAGUACUAACCCAAAAGAAUGUAGCUUUGCCCCAGGUAUACCCAGUGACUGACACUAAGAAUUUCUUGAAGAAACUUUUCUUACUGAUCACUAGACAAAACAUAAGUUUAGAUGCGGGGGCAUAUGUACCAACACUUUUGGAUACCAAAUUGCUAAAUGAUUCAACAAAUAGGGCAAAGAUUCACAUGGAUCAACUCUCAAAAAGAAGAGGACAAGAGGAAACACACCAAGAAAGCUUGGGAAAUCAAACCAAGCAAAUGGCUGAGCAGCAUCUAAGUACCAAAGUGAUAUUUCCUAAUCCAGCUGAGAACAUUACGGCCCAACGCAGUAAGCGUUCUUCAAAACAAUUCAGAUUCCCACUAGAAGAAACAGAGGUUGAAAGGGGGCUAAUUGUGGAUGAUACUUCGACACAAAGAUCCAAAACCAUGAAGCAUUUGACACAGACAGGUUACAAAGAGAAAGGAGGAAAGGCCAUUGCUCAGUCUCUUUCAUCAAAGUCUCCUAUGAGGAAUCAUAGCAUCCCUCAGAUAAAGAGCUCUGUAUCACCCAUUGCAAAGAUAUCAGCAGUUCCAUUCAUUAGAUCUCAUACAGAUCUCAUACAGUUCUCAUCUCAAGACAUCUCUUCUCAAUUUCUAGCAUCAGCCUAUAUUUAUAGCUUUAAGGCUAAAAGUUCAAUGGCCCAAGAAGACAGUCAUUUCUCACAAGUACCCAAGAUAAAUAACCUUUCUUUAAACAUAGUACCCUUGGAGAUAAUCAGAAAUCAAGGCAAGUUUGGCUUCCUGGGGACAAGUGCCACAAACUCAGUUGCGUACAAAAAACGGGAGAACACUGUUAUCUUGAAACAAGUCUUGCCUGAAACAUUUAGCAAAGUUGAAUUUCUUCCUAAAGUUCUUAUUCAUCAGAGAGACCUUUUACUUACAGAAACUAUCCAUGAGUCUCCUGUUUACUUUGAUCGCAUGGAGGAGAAUCUUCUUCAGAAAACAGCAGAAAUUUUAAAAUGGAAUAAGACAAAUGGACCUGGAAAAGUACCCUUUCUAAAAGGUGCAAUAGAAAAUUCUGAAAAGAUGAACUCCAAAUUCCUGGGUCCUCUUGCUUUAGAGGAUAAUUAUGCUAUCCAGAUACCAAAAAAUAACUGGAGAUUCCAAGAAAAGUCACCAAAACAUACAGUUUUAAAGAUGAAGGACCCCAUUUUUUCUCUGAACCCUGGUGAAAGCAAUUGUACAAUAGUAGCAAUAAAUGAUGGGCAAAAUUGGCUCCAGGAAGAAGCCACUUGGGCAAAGCAAGAAAGUACUGGAAAGUUGUGCUCUCCAAACCCAUUUGCCUUGAAGCGUCAUCAAAGGGAAAUAACUCCUACUACUCUUCAGCCAGAACAAGAAGACAUUUACUAUGAUGAUGACAUCUCAAGUGAAACUAAGAGAGAAGAUUUUGAGAUUUAUGGAGAGGAUGAAAUCCAGGGUCCCCGUAGCUUUCAAAAGAGAACACGACACUAUUUUAUUGCAGCGGUGGAGCGGCUCUGGGACUAUGGGAUGAGUAGGAUCCCUAGCAUCCUAAGAAACAGGGAUCAUAGUGGCAGUGCCCACCAAUUCAAGAAAGUAGUUUUCCAGGAGUUUACUGAUGGUUCUUUUACUCAACCUUUAUACCGUGGAGAAUUAAAUGAACACUUGGGACUCUUGGGGCCGUACAUAAGAGCAGAAGUUGAAGACAAUAUUGUGGUAACUUUCAAAAACCAGGCCUCUCGUCCCUAUUCCUUCUAUUCUAGCCUUGUUUCUUACAAUGAAGAUCACAAACAAGAAGCAAAACCUAGAAAAAACUUUGUUAAGCCUAAUGAAACCAAAACUUACUUUUGGGAAGUGCAACAAUAUAUGGCGCCCACUGAAGAUGAAUUUGACUGCAAAGCCUGGGCUUAUUUCUCUGAUGUUGAUCUGGAAAAAGAUAUGCACUCAGGCUUGAUUGGACCCCUUCUGAUCUGCCACAGGAACACACUGAGCCCAGCUCAUGGGAGACAAGUGACAGUGCAGGAAUUUGCUCUGCUUUUCACUAUCUUUGAUGAGACCAAGAGCUGGUACUUUACUGAAAACAUGGAAAGGAAUUGCAAGGCACCCUGCAGUAUUUACAAAGAAGAUGCCACUUUUAAAGAGAAUUAUCGCUUCUAUGCAAUCAAUGGCUAUGUGAUGGACACCCUACCUGGCUUAGUAAUGGCGCAGGACCAAAGGAUUCGAUGGUAUUUGCUCAGCAUGGGCAGUAAUGAAAACAUCCAUUCGAUUCAUUUCAGUGGACAUGUGUUCACUGUGCGGAAAAAAGAAGAGUAUAAAAUGGCAGUUUACAAUUUAUAUCCAGGGGCUUUUGAGACCAUGGAAAUGCAACCAUCCAGAGCUGGAAUUUGGCGAGUAGAAUGCCUCAUUGGCGAACACCUGCAUGCUGGGAUGAGCGCUCUUUUUCUGGUGUACAGCAAGCAGUGUCAGAUUCCCCUGGGAAUGGCUUCUGGACACAUUAGAGAUUUUCAGAUUACAGCUUCAGGACAAUAUGGACAGUGGGCCCCAAAUCUGGCCAGACUUCAUAAUUCUGGAAUGAUCAAUGCCUGGAGCACCAAAGAACCUUUUUCCUGGAUCAAGGUGGAUCUGUUGGCACCAAUGAUUAUUCAUGGCAUCAAAACCCAGGGUGCCAGUCAGAAGUUCUCCAGCCUCUACAUCUCUCAGUUUAUCAUCAUGUAUAGUCUGGAAGGGAAGAAAUGGCUGACCUAUCGAGGGAAUUCCACUGGGACCUUAAUGGUUUGCAAAAACAAAGAGACAAAGAAGACCAUGCCACAGAGACCAUUUGUGGCCUGUAAAGACUAACAUAUCUCUAUCUAGUCCUGUACAGAACAAAAUUUGUGGACCGCUGGUCCAGUCUAAUGACAGAACAGAUGCCUGGGCUGUUAACAUUAAUCUUCAUGUACCAGAACCCUUCAUUCCCAGAGCUUGCCUGAUUUACUAAUAUCAGUCUUGAACAUCUUCUUCCAUGUUAUGAUUCUCAAGUAUCUUUAUGCCUUUGAACCAGUUACAUAUAAAAUACACUUUCAAAAGCAAUACUAGUCCUUAUAGGAGCAUCUUGUAAGGGGAGAGAGGAUCCCAAGCCCCUUAAAGGAUCCUUUAAGGAUCCUUAAAAGAUCACUGCUUCACUGCCACUAUUUUUAAUAGUUUGCAAUAUUUUAGUGUAUAUUUUGAACCAUCUAGAUGAGGAUCUUUCCCCUUUGAUUCUCAAAUUAAAAAAAAAAAAAACAACAACUCUGUUCAUUCUUUUAAAAUAUUCAUAUUUGGCAUGUUAGAAAUCAGUGUUCCCAAGCAUGGUAACACACACUUGUAAUCCCAGCACUUGGGAGUCUAAGGCAGGAGAGUGUCCAUGAGUUCAAGGCCAUCAACAUAGUGAGUUGAAGACUACACAGCAAGACUCUAUCUCAAAAAAAAAUCCAAUGCUGGGAAUACAGCUCAGUGGCACAGCACCUGCCUGGCAAGUACGAGGUGAUGAGUUUGAUUCCCAGUACCAAAAAAUAAUCAGCAUUUAUUUUUAUGUUAAAAUGAUAUAAAUGAACUCCUGAACUGCUGCAACCUGGCAAUAGCCCAGCUUUCCCUGUUAUUUCUAAGAUAUACAAAGAGACAAUGGCAGGCUCCUUCCUUUUUCCUUUGAAUAGGUGGUGGCAGUAGCUGCAGCUUCUUGUGCAGCUAUGGCCAAGAUUAAGGUUCAGGACCUUUGCGGCAAGGAGGAGGAGCUAUUGAAACAACCUAACAAAGUAUGGUGAAGCUGGCACAGCUUUGUCACCAAAGUGACCAGCCGGCACAUGGCCUCUAAUCUUUCCAAGAUCUGAGUUGUCUGCAAAUCCAUCACUUGUAUUUUCACCUUUAUUAAGCAGACCCAGAAAGAAAACCUCAGGAAAUUCUCCAAGUGUAAGAAAUAAAAGCCCCUGGACCUGCAGCCCAAAAAACACAAGCCUUGCACCACAAGCUCAAGAAGCAAGAUGAAAAGCUGAAGACUAAGAGGCAGCAGUGGAAGGAGCAGAGGUCAAGGCCUGAGCAGUGCAGCAGCAGCAACAAAAUUCAAAACUCAGGGGAAAAAAAGACAAUGACAAAUGGGAAACAAAGCUCCUUGUUUCCCAGAAUUAUGCGUAUAUAACCCUCUGGUUAGCCUUCCCCCACCUCCUUAAUGCAAAGAGUUUAGACCAGCAGCCUAUAGGCUUUUCCAUAACCCUAAAUCCAAAACUCAUCACCAGUAAUGCUGCAUAACCAUUGAACAGUUUGGUUACACAGUAAGAAAAAGUACCAAGGCCUAUACUCAAGGUCAAGAAGAACAUACCAGAAAAAAGCCAAAGAGCAAAGCAGCACACACCUUAACUGAUUUUGUAAUCUGUUGAAGGAGACUUUCUGACCCAUUAUGAAACUUCCUGACAUCUAAGUAAGAGUAGCAUGGUAUGGCUGAACUGCCACAGAUGGGCCUCCCCUGUAUUUCCCAUUAUUUCCACAGUUGAAGACGUGGGAGUAAAAUCAAAGCAAAAAUCCUAGAGUCCUAACCAUUUCAAGACACUGAACCCACAGUAACAACCUACAGCAAUCCCCCAGAAAAAAAAAUUUAACUUCAUCCUUAUGUAUCACCCCAAAGAAUUGUAUAUAACUUUAGCCUAAGAAUGCAUGUGACUGAAGUUGAAUGAGUAAAAGAUUAUAUUCCACAGUUUGAGAGAAAGGUUAUAUUCCACAGAGUAUUAUCACCCUGAAAAAUGUUUUUAAAAAAUACAUAAAUAAGAAAAUAACCAGGCAUGGUGGUGGAUGCCUGUAAUCACAACUACUAAGGAGGCUGGGGCAGGAGGAUCACAAAUUCAUAUCUAGCCAGGGAAACUUCAUGAGACCUUGUCUCAAAAUUAAACUGGCUGGGGAUGUACCCCAGUAGCAGAACAGGUACCUAGCAUGUGGGAGGUCCUGGGUUCAAUCCACAGUAUAGUACUGGCAAAAAAGAAAUGAAACAACCUAAAUUGCUUACCUUGUAAAAUCUAAACCAGAAAACUUCAAAGUGGUGCUUUUUAAAAUAUUAUUUACUACUUGUACAUCCUAACGCCUUUAAAUGUAAUAUUUCAGCAUAAACAUGGUAUCUGACAUUGGAAUGGCAUCCUGUUUUAACCAAAACAAGGAUCCUGCCUUGCAUCUACAGUAUGUGAUGCCAUAAUACCAAAGAACCGCACUUUGAUUUUACAUACUUCUGUUAAAUAAAAUUUGCAGCAAAACCCCAUAUGGAUGAAAGUUGCAAUACAGAUUACAUACAUCUGUUAGAAAGGAACCAAAAUUGUGACUUCCAUCUCAACUAGUUAACACUGCCAUUGGAACUGUUGAGUUGGAUGUAUUUGUCUUGCAUUGAUCCCAGCAAAAGCCUGGUGAGAGCUUCUGCUACAGUCACUCUUUGUCCAGCAAGGCCUACAUGCAAGGGUUACUACACAUAUGAAAUGAAUACACCUCGGUUCAGCUUCUUGCCUCCUGACAAGAUAGUCACAUAUUACACAUAAGGUAAAUCUCAACACCAAGUCAGGAAAACCAGAGUAGCUUUAUCAUAAAUUUAGGGCUGCAGCAAAAAGAGAGUAAGACAUGAUUUCUCUGAGUGUGUGGAAGUGAAAAAAAGGAGAAACUUAGUGACUACUAAGACACAGAAAUUCACUACGAAAUGAAAACGACAACUAAUUCACACAGCUUACAUACUCGCAGCAGUGCAAUCCCGGAUGCUCACCAAGGAACAAUGAUAGAAUGAGAAAAGGAAGAUUAAAAGGAUUAUCAUUUUUAAUGUUGCAGUUUUUGGAAGACAGCCGUAUCCUCGACUUUCAUUCUAUCAUAAUUGAGGGGUGCCUCCCCCCAUAUCAUUGAAAUGAGGACAUUCACUCAACUAAAUUCCCGAGGUGGCAAUCUGAAUGACAGAAAAAGAACCAGUGGCGACAUCUUUUAUUUCUCCCUUACACGCAAAGGUUGGUUACCAGACAAAAAAGAAAAGACAAGACAGAUGUCUGUCUGGUUAAUGUGAUCUAUCAGACACAUGUCUGUCCUGAGGGAGAGAUGGUUUCCUGCAUAAUGAGAGGAAGUAGGUGGUUCUGCUCAGCAGUCAACAGAGGCCACAUCACCUGCAGCAAACUAACGGCUUCCGUGUCUUUCUCGUGGGCAGCCAUGACCAAAGACUGCAGCAACCGAAAGAGCUCCUCAGGGAGGUGGCUGCCACUCUCCUGCCAGUGACUGUCCAGAGCCUCCCAGGAAUACUUCUCCAGCGCGUGGGAGUGCUUGGGCAGGUGGUGGCUGCAGCAAAGCAGGAGCAGCACGCAGGUCACCUCACAGCGAAAGACCAAGUCGGAAAAGGCAGCCGGCACAGCCAGAGAGGGUGCUGUGGCUACCAGAGCCACAGCAGCAGCAGCAGCAGCAACAGCUGCUGCAUCAGUAAUAGCAGGUGCGCCAGUAGGGUUCUUGGAGAGCAGGACUGGGGCCUGAAAGGAUCCGGGCUGGGGACCCGGAAGCAGCUGCAGUGGUUGUUGGCUCUGGGGCCCGGGAGGCACUGGCAGCAGAGAAAUCUGUGGCUGCUGGUGUAGGUGCACUGGGUAGCCACCAUGCUCUAGCGCCAGGCACUGCAUGACUGUCAGGAUUGCCAGAGCACCUGUGUAGUCGCACGCCAACAGCUGGAAGGAGGCAGCAUUGCCUGCCCAGCGACUACAGCACAGUCAGGGGCAGAAGGGGCAGUUGCAGCUAGGCUGCACGAUGGAAGUGGUCAGAGAGGGGGCCGGCUGGCCCACGUCGCGCAGCGCCUUCCGGGGCCCGUGGAAUAGCGCCUGCUGGGAGCGCGCCACGUCCAGAUGGCACCACGCCGCGCAGGCCAGGCACUACUGGGCGCACAGCUCGUGGCCCAGCGGCCUGAACUGCUCGCCGGCCUCCGCCAGGUUGGGCUUCCGCAGAAACCGCUUCUUCAGCUUGUUGGGACACCAGCGGGUACCGGGCCAGGAAGUCGCCGGCCUCGGGGCCAGGGCCAACACAGCUAGAGCCGAUGCCGGCGCCACCGACGCCCCAGCCCCCGCCCACCAGGCCGGACUCCGAGGCCGCCAUGUUCCCUGACCCCAGGAUUUCGGGGUCCCCGCGACGUGCUCUGCGUCGCGUGGCGUCACAUUGCAUCACGUUAUGCUGGGGCCUAGCGAAAGGACCAGACGCGACGCGACGCUACGUGACGCGACGCGAGGAGAACCAACCACCGCGACCUCCCGACCCAGCGCCUGCUCUAGGUGGCCCCGCCCCCUCCCCGUUGCCCUGGUGAUAUGCAAAGACUGGCAGGAAGGCGUGGCCAGGCUGGGAGGAGCCCAGACCACCGACACGUGCUCCCCAGGAAAUAACAGGGGCGGGCCCUGGCUGUAGGCUGGCAUGUCAGUGCAUCCUGAGAAGGAUUCCAGAUUGUUGCGCAGGCGUGGCCUGGCCUGGCGAGGCUCCAGCUGUUGCUAGGUUACAGCUUUUCACCACGGGAUGCAAAGAACGCCUCUUAGCUUUUUUCCACACUUGACCUCAACUAUGAACUUGACCUCAACUAUGCUCAAAACCCUUGCUUGCCCUGA
This is a messenger RNA of Cavia porcellus (domestic guinea pig), 11436 nucleotides long. RefSeq names its product coagulation factor VIII (gene F8). Lineage: Eukaryota; Metazoa; Chordata; Mammalia; Rodentia; Caviidae. Gene Ontology annotation, cellular component: plasma membrane. The transcript is spliced from 23 exons. The record is from RefSeq and is a predicted model, not a curated record. The coding region runs from base 194 to 6685 and encodes 2163 amino acids. Gene Ontology annotation, molecular function: oxidoreductase activity; signaling receptor activity; copper ion binding.